Messenger RNA from Dreissena polymorpha, 555 nucleotides. Its product is annotated as dynein light chain Tctex-type protein 2B-like. Gene Ontology annotation, cellular component: cytoplasmic dynein complex; cytoplasm. Gene Ontology annotation, biological process: microtubule-based movement. Gene Ontology annotation, molecular function: dynein intermediate chain binding. NCBI's taxonomy places the organism in Eukaryota, Metazoa, Mollusca, Bivalvia, Myida, Dreissenidae. The record is from RefSeq and is a predicted model, not a curated record. Bases 1 to 555 code for a protein of 184 amino acids. The transcript has a single exon.
AUGUUGAAACAGCGCCUUGAUUCAGUUGCUGGACUUCCGCCCACUUCGGCGGCGACGUCAGAGACCGACGAGACGGAAGUGAUGCCAUUUCCCGGCAGGCUCCGGAAGUCAAUAGCCACGGGGAGCAUGACACUGACGCGAAGGCACCUGAAACGCAUGUCGAUUAGGGAACCAACCUACCGGAUAGAAACAAAUCUGCAAAACAAGGAACCAACCUACCGGAUGGAGCCGAAGCGACUCUUCAAGCAUGCGCCCAUUGAGCGCGUGAUCAAAGAGACGCUUGAAAGGCAGUUGACCGGUGCGAGGUACGACCCUAAGAAAGGCGCUCUUUGGGCGAAAACGAUGAGCGAGGAUAUAAAGCACCAGGUUAAAAAGCUAGGCUAUGACCGCUAUAAGAUAGUGUGCGUGAUAACCUUGUGUCAAAAGUCGGAGCAGACGGCAAUUUGUAGUUCACGUUGCCAGUGGGACGCUAAGACAGAUACCUACGCGUCCUUCUCUUUCUCAAAUGAAAGUUUGAUCUGCAAUGCAACUGUGUACGGAAUAUAUAAGGAAUAA